AUGGAAAACAAAGCUAACGGUUUGACAGACUCCUUCGUGGCCAGACACAAUACAGACCAUACCUUACGCUUGGAAUUGCUCUGUCGUAAUCAAAAUGGCUCACGCCAUGACCAAGGGAUGGGGGCAGAGGUAAGUAAUACUGAAUACAGCAUAGCUUUUAGAUGAGGAGAGGAACACUGAUAUUGCUCUUCUAGGACUACGUAGCGGGUCUGCUGGGGCAGGGCGUUGUAAAAGUCAUUCCCAAUCACUAAAAUUAAAGCUAAGAUCGCAGUUUUCAUUGAGCGACUGCUCCCUUGAGGUGCUUUGCGAUACCUUUACAGACGGAAAUAUACCAAUAUUUGUUUACUUAAACAAACUGACCUUGUUUGAAACAGCUCAAUGAUUUAUGACGCAUCAAAACGAGCAUUCUAAGCGAAUAAAAUGAGUCUACAUCGCCCGCUCAAAGAGCUAUCCAUGUAAUACAUAUUUUUGCAAAUUAUCUUAUUUUGUUUCAUUUCUCCAGAUUGCCGGGUCACACAAUAUUGCUACUGACUCGUCUGCAGCUGGUUGCCCCUCGGCCGAAGUCUUCCCAAAGAACUUUCAAGCUUUAACUUUGUUUGCAUUAUCUGCACUGAACAUAAGACCUUGGAAUGUUGAGUCUUUAGGGUCCGCAAACAACAGUCCUCUUGCAUUAGUGCAAGGAGUAGCCAGAGCAACUGUCCAAAUGAAGAGGAGAAUGCGGGAAAGAGAACAGCGUGAAUCGGAGCGGGAACAAUUUCAAACGAAACCAGAACAGAAGGGAAACCGAGAUUAG
This is a messenger RNA of Pocillopora meandrina, 793 nucleotides long. The record is from the annotation of a GenBank genome assembly. NCBI's taxonomy places the organism in Eukaryota, Metazoa, Cnidaria, Anthozoa, Scleractinia, Pocilloporidae.